AUGGGCUCGCUGGGGCGCUGCCUGGCCCGGAGCCUCCCGCGGGGGCAGCCGGGCACGAGCUCCCCCGGGCCCCGCUGCUACGGCUCCGCCCCCCCGGCGCUGCAGGAGAAGACGCUGGUGGUGGCCAAGCCGGACGCGCUGCAGCGGCGGCUGUUGGGGGACAUCAUCCAGCGCUUCGAGCGCCGCGGCUUCAAACUGGUGGCCAUGAAGCUGCUCCAGGCGGACCGGAGGCUCGUGGACCAGCACUACGAGCAGCUGCGGCUGAAGCCCUUCUACCCCUCGCUCGUCGCCUACAUGACCUCGGGGCCGGUGGUGGCCAUGGUGUGGGAGGGCUACAACGUGGUGCGGUGCGCGCGGGCCAUGGUUGGGGACAGCAGCGCCGUGGGGACAAUCCGGGGGGACCUCAGCGUGCACAUCACCAGGAACGUGGUCCAUGCCAGCGACUCCGUGGAGAUGGCCCAGCGGGAGAUCGGCUUCUGGUUCCAGCGGGACGAGCUGGUGGCCUGGGACAGCAGGGACAGGGACAACAUCUACGGGCUCUAGGGUCGGACCCGGCCGGGGGCACCUCCCGACCCCAAUAAACCUGGGUGCCUCCAGCUCUGA
Molecule: messenger RNA, 603 nt
Organism: Catharus ustulatus (Swainson's thrush)
Lineage: Eukaryota; Metazoa; Chordata; Aves; Passeriformes; Turdidae
Gene: NME4
Product: NME/NM23 nucleoside diphosphate kinase 4
Exons: 5
Coding region: 1-543 (180 amino acids)
Biological process (GO): GTP biosynthetic process; CTP biosynthetic process; UTP biosynthetic process
Molecular function (GO): nucleoside diphosphate kinase activity
Source: RefSeq, a predicted model, not a curated record